AAGUGAACAAUAUCAGCUGAAAGAGAAAUAAUUUUUUGUGUGUUGCAUGAGAGUCAAUGCAUUUUCUUGUGUGGCUGUGUUUUUGUUAGAUUAUUUUAACUAAAUUUAUUUCCGAUAAAUACUAGCAACACGGCAGUCAACGUUCGGUAACGUUUACAGAAACAGUUAGAAACAAGGGUUUUGGGCGCAAGUGACUGAAACAACAGCACAACCAUGAAUAAUCGCAGUCACCCCAAACAUUCCACCACAAAUGGAUACGGUGCCACGAAUGGCCAUUCAUCGAUGAACGGUCAUUCAUCAUCGAAUGGUUUUGGCAAUGGAACGGAUGCCAUUGAUCAGAUUGCUGUACCCGAAAUGUGUUUCUACUGUUUUGAAGUCCUUGAUGCUGAACUCCGGAAUGUCAAUGUACCGAAUCAACCGAAUUUCACAAACGAUUCAUAUCCUUUGUUUGUGACAUGGAAAAUUGGCCAAAGCAAGAAGCUCAGAGGAUGCAUUGGCACAUUCGCUGCAUUGAAGCUGCAUUCUGGCUUGCGUGAGUACGCAAUCACGAGUGCAUUCAACGAUUCUCGGUUCUCGCCAAUUAUACGUGAAGAGUUUCCAAGACUGACCGUGAGCGUAUCGAUACUGAUGGGUUUCGAAGAGGCUCGCGGAUACUUAGACUGGACCUUAGGUGUUCACGGAAUUCGAAUCGAAUUCCUCAACGAUCGAGGCUCUGUACGAACAGCAACUUUUUUGCCCAAAGUUGCUAGCGAACAAGGCUGGGAUCAAUUGCAAACGAUAGACUCGUUACUUCGUAAAGGUGGCUUCCGUGGUCAAAUAACACAAGAGACACGUCAGGCCAUUAAGCUGACACGUUACCGUUCGCAAGAAGUCGAAAUGAGUUACUCGGAAUACAGCGAACGAUUAAAUUCGUUGCCGGCCAACCAUUCGCAAUAUAAUAAGUACAGGGGACGUUCGCAGCAUUGCUAGCGAUUUUUCUUUCCAUUUAACUUGUGUCGCCGAGGUUAAAUCGAAAUUACGAGCUUGGACGGUCAAUUUAGUUGAUGAUGAGGUGUGAUAAAUCACAACACGUUACGGCCUUAUAUAAAACCAAAUUUCGCUUCGAAAUAAAUUUCUUCUAUUAAUCGUUAUACUCUUCUAGUGCUCAAUUUAUUGUCCCAACGUUUCAUCAAGAGCAAACAGG
Molecule: messenger RNA, 1183 nt
Organism: Bradysia coprophila
Lineage: Eukaryota; Metazoa; Arthropoda; Insecta; Diptera; Sciaridae
Source: RefSeq, a predicted model, not a curated record